This is a messenger RNA of Penicillium arizonense, 690 nucleotides long. RefSeq lists its product as uncharacterized. The coding region runs from base 1 to 690 and encodes 229 amino acids. NCBI's taxonomy places the organism in Eukaryota, Fungi, Ascomycota, Eurotiomycetes, Eurotiales, Aspergillaceae. The transcript has 4 exons. The record is from RefSeq and is a predicted model, not a curated record.
AUGUAUGGUCGCCUUUUAAUUCUGGCAUGUGCUGCUAUAGCAAGUGCAAAAUUCCACAUCAAUGAAUUUGCUGGAAAAACUUGCGAUCUGCUCGAUAUCUGGAAUCGGAACACCAACACCAGCAGCUCGGUCCAAUACACCCAGGACAAUAAUGAGCACUCAUUCUUAUUGUCUAAUGACUGCCAAGGCCAGCUUAAGUCAAUCCUGACCAAUUGUUUAGACAGUUCACGCCUCAAAUGCAACAACAUACUCCUCUCGAUUUCCGACGAAUCGCCUGCGGAUGAAUCUAUAUCUAGAAGGGCUUUGGCGAAGAGAUUACAAUCUGGUCAAUCGCAUCCUGAGAGCUGUUCAUACGUUGUGUCCGACUUGUCCAUCGCAAAAAGCUCAGAAAUUGCUAGCAGUCCGAGCGUCACCUCUGGUGCAUUGGACUUGACCCAACCGAUGACUUCUACAAUUGUUGACAAAAUAGACCUCGAGUCCGGUGGCAAGUUGAGUACUGCGUAUACUCUUGCGAUGGUUUCAACUAGGCACCUAAAACCGGUCAGCAGCUAUAGCCAGACCCGUGGUUCAAUGGAAGCUAUGAAAACAUCAAUUGGUCGUAUUUGCUUGAUCAAGGAAUCAGAAUAUUAUGCAGCCGGCAAAGGCGGCAAGUCGGCAAAGACCACCAGUGCCAUGGAGAGCUUCCACUAA